AUGAUUAUUAUAUGCUAUAUUACUCUAUUAAUUUAUUAAACAAUCUUCAAUUUUUUAAAAUUCAAUAAUAGCUUUUUUAUUUUCUUAAACAAGCUAAGAAAUUUAAGCUCAUAAAAUUCUCCAGAAGAGUAUCUAGAAUUUUCUUUGAUGGAUUUUAUGUAAUAGCUGAUUAAUUUAUCAAACGAAAAAAAUAUCCUUAAAAUUUAAUCUAUUAUUUAAAUAAUUUUAAUCUAAAAAAAUUUUAACUAAUUUUGUUUGUUUGUUUUUUUUGUUUUUAUAAUCGUUUUUUUAUUUUUAACUUAGAAAGAAAUAUUUUAUUUUGUUAAUUAUUUAUUAUUAUAUAUAUUCAAAAGAAAUUUUUGUAACAUUUAUUUCGUCUAUUUUCAGAUUGCUCUCAAUCGAAUAUAAACAAAUAAAUAUAUAGGUAGAUAUAUAAAUAAAAUUCUUUAAUAAAAGCAAGAGAUUAAUUAGCCUAUUAGCAAUAAUUUAUCUUUACAAAAUUUCUAAAUCAAUUUAAAUUUUCUUCUUGAAAAAUUUUUUAACGCUGAAGGAAUCUAAGUAACUCACUAUUUAUAAAUUAGUAAAUAAGCUGGCGAUGCCUCAGAAAUUAUUAAACAGUAUUAAAAAAUGAUUUUCCUUCUUUCUUAGCGCAAUUAAUUGCAAAAAUAAUCAUCAUUAAUAUUAAUCAAAACACAAUAGAAUUAAAUAAGUCAUUGCAAUUAUUGCAUGAAAAGGCUAAUAAGAGAGCUAGAGUUUUUCUCUUAAUAACAAGAAACUUACAAAGUAAAAGUCUUCCCCUAAUAAGAUGACCUUGCUUAAAAUUUAUUUUAACAUAUAUCAUAUUGCAAUGUCAAUUCUCAAGAGGUAGAAUUUGCAUGGAAAAUUAGUCGUCAGCUUUAUUUAAAUAUGGCUGCAAUUUUUAACUCUAUAAGCGAAUAGAUGAUUUUUCCAAACUCUAUUGAUACCUAACAGAGCAAUUUAGAAGCAGAAAUGAAUCAAUCAUAAAGUACUAAAAAUAGUUUUUUAAUUAACAAAUGA
Tetrahymena thermophila SB210 is the source of this 1038-nucleotide messenger RNA. RefSeq names its product transmembrane protein, putative. The transcript has a single exon. Lineage: Eukaryota; Ciliophora; Oligohymenophorea; Hymenostomatida; Tetrahymenidae. The record is from RefSeq and is a predicted model, not a curated record.